GUGUUUCGUUCUGUCGUACAUAGGGUCACUAUGAGUCUGAACCGACUGGAGGGCACCUAACAGCAGUGGCAUCAGGCCCUAGAAGACUGUGGCUUGGGUGCCGAGCACGCAGUUGCGACCAAGUACGGAGAUUACUGGGGUCACUUCAGGCGCAGCUGGUAGGCAGUUCACACCAGUUUGAAAAUAUCUUUAAAACUCAAGAUUGUACCCCUUGCUUGCUCAGUCCACGGGCCUAGUUAGCAGCCACAAAAAUCAGGAUAGCCCGUCUUCUUCACUCUGCCCCAUCUAGUCGAUCACGAGCAGAGGCUAUCUCCCAGGAAGCUCCGACCUGCCAGUGACUAAACCCUGCGCAACGAGUCCAUGUCUAUCGACCGCGCCUGCGCGAGAAGGCCAGCUCCGCCGGGGUCCGGCAAGGGCGGAGAGGAAGGGUAGGACGCCGCUGCGUGGGGCGGGACCAAGAGACUCGUCGCGCCUGCGCGAAGGGCAGGACGGUGGGCUGAGACGUUACUUUCGAAACGAGUGGCGGGGAACUGCUGCAAGAGCCGCGGGGGCCGCUGUUUACCCGGUGAAAGUGCGCGCCUUCGUCUGUGGGUCCAGCCAUGGCGCUGCAGCUCACCCGGGAGCAGGGCAUUACCCUCCGCGGGAGCGCCGAAAUCGUGGCCGAGUUCUUCUCAUUUGGUAUUAACAGCAUUUUAUAUCAGCGUGGCAUAUAUCCAUCUGAAACCUUUACUCGAGUGCAAAAAUAUGGACUCACCCUGCUUGUGACUACUGAUCCUGAACUCAUUAAAUACCUAAAUAAUGUGGUGGAACAACUAAAAGAUUGGUUACACAAAUGUUCAGUUCAGAAACUGGUGGUAGUCAUCUCAAAUAUUGAAAGUGGUGAGGUCCUUGAAAGAUGGCAAUUUGAUAUUGAGUGUGACAAGACUGCAAAAGAUGACAGUGCACCCAGAGAAAAGUCUCAGAAAGCUAUUCAAGAUGAAAUCCGUUCAGUGAUCAGACAGAUCACAGCUACAGUAACAUUUCUGCCACUAUUGGAAGUUUCGUGUUCAUUUGAUCUAUUGAUUUAUACAGAUAAAGAUUUGGUUGUACCUGAAAAAUGGGAAGAAUCAGGACCACAGUUCAUUACCAAUUCUGAGGAAGUCCGUCUUCGUUCAUUCACUACUACAAUCCACAAAGUAAAUAGCAUGGUGGCCUACAAAAUUCCUGUCAAUGACUGAGGGAUGAGCUGAGAAAAAUAGUAUACUUGAAAUUCUCAAUGUGUUUUCCUGAAAUGAAGUCAACUAUAAGUUGAUAUGUUUUAUUUCAUUGGUUAAUUUUUAGAUGUGGGAAACAACAUUAUACUCUACUGAACUGUGCAUAAUCCAUUUUUUGUACCUGUUUAAUGUUCCAUGGAGUUGACAUCAUGAAUUAGAGGAGAUUAUGGUAUCAUCCCCUCAUUAAUAUAUUCAGCUAAAUAGGUUAGCUGAAUAUUGCACAUUGUUCAAAAGGGAACCAGCAGAUUUCAUCAGCAUUGUAAUGUCAAUUCCUUUGAAGGUGGCAACUGUAGUUGGAAAAACUUUUACUAUAAAGCUAAAUACCUUCCUAAAUCAGAUAUUUUGGUUAAGUAGCUUGAGUCAGAAUAGAGGUAGGGUGAUAUUGUAAAUUACAGCAAAAGAAGUCUGAAUAUUCAGAAUCUUUGUUUAGAUCCUGAAAAUAACUAAGAUAAUCCAUAAGUAAUGAAAUAUUGAGGUCCUUCCACCAUUUAUUUAGAUGUGUAGUUCCCCGUUGAAAAAAUUUCCAAUUAUUUGAUUUUAAUUUAUACAACUUGUACCUAUGAAGCAUGAAUGUUUCUACUGUGUAAUUUCCUGUGAUAGAGAACUCUUUGAAAAUGUCUUUUUGUGUUUGAUAAAAUGAAGCUUUAAAUGACAAUGGUGAAAUAAAGUUAAGCUUGUGUGUUUUAAAUUUGUCUUAAAAGAUUUUGAUAUUGGUGUUAAAUGGUAGCUAGGAUGGGUUCAGUAUAGUAAAUAAUUUUUUUGUGUUAACCAGGGUGUAGGUCCAAAGCAUACAAAGAUGAGUAAAUCUUGAGGCACUUUCAGUUUAUUGGGUUUUGAUUCCACCACUUUUAUCUCAUAACAAUUGACUUGAAAUAAGCAUUGGUUGUUUGUAUAAAAAAUGUCAUUUGGAAUUAGUUCAGUUUAGCAAAUGUUGGAUUGUAGUACCUUUAGGAGUUCAUGGGUGGCACGAAUGGUUAAGUGCUGGACUACUAACCAAAAGGUAGGUGGUUCAAACUCACCUAGAGGCAACUUGGAAGUAGGGCCUGGCAAUCUGCUUUCAAAAUUUCACAGCCUUGAAAACUAUGAAGCAGUUCUACUCUAUAUACAAUGGUUGCUAUGAGGUAAAAUCAACUCGAUGGCAACUAACAGUAACAACAAAAUACCUUUCUAUACUCUUAGCCUUACCUGCUUGCCUUAUGUGUAAGAUUUCUCACUGUAUCCUUUAUGUGGCCUUUUCUUAUUGUCAGCUUAGUUUUCUUUGUAUACUUACACAGCUUAUUCCUGUGCUUGUAUUAUUAUUGUCAUCAGGUGUGUUCUUUCUAUCCAGUUCCCACCUAUUUUUCCAAGGUCAGCUUAAAGCACACUUCCAAGAAGUCUUCCAUAAUCUCUGUUCUAAAUCUUGUCUCAUUUUAUAAUAAUUAAAUAAGUAGCUACGAAGUAUUAGACACUGUUCUAAGCUCUUUAUGUGUAUUAACUCAAUUAACCUUCACUGUUAAGUGAAUACACAGUCUAUAUCCAUUUAUUCAACAGUUACAUAUUGAGCAUCUGUUAAUGUGCAAAAAUACUGUACGCAAGUGCCAGGAUGAAUGAAACAAAGUCCUGGACUUUCUGAAGCUAAAAAUCUUAUGAGGGAAAGGAAAAUAUAUUGCAGAGGACUGUAAAGUAAUCACGCAUGUUCAUUUAAUUACGUAUUUCUUUGUCUUCGUUAGUGCACCUGAUGAAUCAUAUCUCCUGGAUCCAGCUGUGUACUUGUUAAGAAUAAAGAGCAUUGUCUUAAACAUUCUUUCAUCUCAGUGCUUGGGAAAUAGGUGCCCAUGUUUGAUGAUAGCUACAGUGAAUGCUGCUGAGAGAGCCCACCACCUAAGGAGUUGUUGAAGCUACCUAAAUGAGGUCCAGGUGACUAGAAAGGGUCAUCCACAAGUCUUUUUUCCUGAAUAAGAAGAGUAGUAAUGCAGAAAUGGAAGUGACGUUGAAUUAGGCAUAAUCAAAAGUCUCUAGGUUUCCAAACAACAUUAGGUGUAAUACAAAGUGGACAGUAUUAAGAUUAAAACAUUCAUUUGUUUCUUAGACUGUUCAUAACCUCUAGCAUUUGAAAUACAGGUUGAGAAGGAAAGCAGAGAUAGAGCAUUGGAAUAAAUAAGGAGAGAGGAAAAUUCUGGUCCUAUUUUCAGGAAGUAAGUUUGAAAAUCUUUAUAGAAAGCAAUAACUGCUUAGCCUUCAAGAAACAUUGAAUGCCUAUGUAGUAAACAAUAGAAAUAAUAAGACGUGGUUCUUCCCCAAAAGGAGCUCACAUACUACUGAUAACAUUAAAAUUUCAAGCAUUCAUGUCUUUAUUCGGCAAAUUAAGUGAUUCUAUUUUAAUUUGUGGUUUAUUACAGUGCUGACUUCCUUUUAAGAGACGUGCAGAAAUUAAUGCUCUGGAUUUUAAUGUUUCUCUUUCAAAAUUAGUUUUAAUAAUAGGACUUCUGCUGUAUGAUCUACGGGUACAACUCUAUAGUACCAACCCUUCAUCAGCUAAGCGCUUGCUUUGAAAAUAGCAAAAACUGGUUAGGGAAGGUUUAAUGGGAGAAGGUUAACUGCUUAAGGAAUGAAAGGCUGUAAACCUGAGAACUAGGGCAGCAUUAGAGUUCUCAGUGACAGAAACUGUGGAUUCUAUAUUUCUGUGUAAUAAAUAGACCACUGGUGUUUAC
Messenger RNA from Trichechus manatus latirostris (Florida manatee), 3943 nucleotides. RefSeq names its product mitotic spindle assembly checkpoint protein MAD2A. NCBI's taxonomy places the organism in Eukaryota, Metazoa, Chordata, Mammalia, Sirenia, Trichechidae. The record is from RefSeq and is a predicted model, not a curated record. The coding region runs from base 600 to 1217 and encodes 205 amino acids. Gene Ontology annotation, biological process: mitotic spindle assembly checkpoint signaling. Gene Ontology annotation, cellular component: cytoplasm; kinetochore; nucleoplasm. The transcript has 5 exons.